AUGGCCAAUAAGACGAUGGAUGGAGAAUACUACACACUUUUCGGCUGGACCUUAAAGUUCGUCGAAGAAAUGGGCGUCUUUUUUAUUGUCUUUGCCUGCUUUGGGGCCCUCUACGUUCUGCUCAACAUUUACUUCACCUACAUCGCGUUCAAGGCCUACCGUUACCUGGUUAAUGUCCUCAACACUCAGGCCCAUCACAUCGACGCGGUGAUGGUGUCCACGCAUCAGACGGCAUAUCCUCCGGCUUCGGCGAAUCCGGGCUUCAGCCCGUACCCGCACGCGGCUCCGGCCGACUCGUUCAGCUCGCCUGCCGGAGUGCCGGGCCGCGGAUUCCAGGUUCCUCCGUCGGUUUAUCCGGAUAUAAAGUCUGACAAUGCCAAAUAA
This is a messenger RNA of Bursaphelenchus xylophilus (pine wood nematode), 384 nucleotides long. The record is from the annotation of a GenBank genome assembly. NCBI's taxonomy places the organism in Eukaryota, Metazoa, Nematoda, Chromadorea, Rhabditida, Aphelenchoididae.